AUGGCCGAGGCCCUCGGCACCGCCAUUGGCGUGAUUGGCUUCAUCGGCCAGCUCUUCGACGGCUGCGUCAAGGCCUACGGCUACUUCACCACGGCGGCCAACCUCGACGGCGACAGCCAGCGCAUGCUGUGCAAGGUGCGCAUCGAGGAGAUGCGCCUGACCGUCUGGGGCCGCGAAUGGGGCGUCGCCGAGGGCAAGUUUGACGCGCACCUGAGCGAGCGCAACCCGCAGCUGAGGGCGCUGGCGACGCAGAUCCUGGAGCAGCUGCACGGCACCGUGACGGACUUUCGGAAGCUGCAGGACCGCUAUGGGCUGGUGGACGAGGAGGCGGAGAGGAAUGGCGAUGAUGACAAGAAGAGGGCCAAUGGAGCGUCAAAGAGGAGGACGAGUGCGAGUGCGGGUGCGGGCACAAAUGAGAGGAGCUGGAGGAGGGAGCUGGGGCUGAGGACAAAGUGGGUGAUUGGAGACAAGGAAAAGUUCAGCAACCUGCUCAAAGACCUCAAAGACUUCAACGACGGCCUCGAGCGCCUCUUCCCCCCCUCGCAGGUCCCCUCCUUUCAGCGCGCCUGGACUCACCAGCUGCUCGACCGCGCCCAGCGUGACCUCGCCGAGCUCUCGCUCCUCGAGAACGCCUCCUCGGGCAUCUACCCGCAGCUCACAAACUCCGCCACCCUCAAGAAGCUGCGCAUCAACCUCGACAGCAAGCCCCAGGCCUCCUUCAAGCCCACCUUUGCGCUCAAAGUCGGCCUCUCCUCGCUCGACAUCAGCCACGUCGUCGAAAGGGGCAACAGCAGCACUCGGCGCCGGUGCCAGGGCCAUCACGCCGCCGCGGGAGACGUCCUCAUCGAGUGGGUCGACUACGACCGCGAAGCCAUCGAGGAGCGCGUCGCGCAUGUGCGCCGGAUGGACGACCUGGCGCGCAUGAUGCACUCGGCGUCGGAAUGCCACCCGGACCUGCACAGCAUCGACUGCCUCGGCUACACAGACGACGCCGCCAACAGCCGCUACGGCCUCGUCUACACGGCGCCGGCCUCGUCGCACUCGACGCUCAAGACGCUCAUCUCCAGCCCGGACCUCAAGACGCCCGACCUCGACGAGCGCGUCCACCUCGCCCGAACCCUCGCCGUGGCCGUCUGGUCGCUGCACUCGCUCGACUGGCUGCACAAGUCGCUCUGCAGCUCCAACAUCCUCUUCUUCCCCUCGGCCUUUUCCACCUCGGCCAACUCGCCCACCGCCUCGGCCGCCCUCGUCCCGGACAUUUCGCACCCGUACCUCAGCGGCUUCGACGCCUCCCGCCCGGAGCUCGACACGGCGCUGUCCGUGGCGCCCAAGAACCCGUCCAUUGAGGAUCUGCACCGCCACCCGGGCUCCCUGCGCGGCAGCCCGCACAUCAAGUCGUUUGACAUUUACAGCUUCGGCCUGGUGCUCCUCGAGAUUGGGCUCUGGAAGGUGCUGCAGGCGUACUACAAGGCGCACUACUCGGCCGAGCGCUGGCGCGACAAAGUCGUGCUUGCCGUGCUGGUUCCCGCGCUGGGCAGCAAGGUCGGCAAGGUUUACAAGGAGGUUGUGGAAAUGUGUCUGCGGGUGGAUGAGGACAUGACGAGCAUUGAGGCUGGGGAGUUGAUGGAGGAGGUUGUGAGCAAGCUGGAGAGCAUACGGGUAUAACGCGAUUUAUAAUGACCGAUGAUGAUAAUGAUUCAGCAUAGCAUGAUACGCAAUGACGGGAUAGCAAAAGGCAUAUACAGCAUAUAGAAAGAGAUAGAAGAGCCGGGAUUGGUAUAGGAAAAGAAAAUGCUAAUGUUAUGACUCUUGCAGAUAGUAUUUUUCAUCCAUAGUAACAAGUCACAAAAUCAUGAACCUUUAUUUUUU
Molecule: messenger RNA, 1869 nt
Organism: Trichoderma atroviride IMI 206040
Lineage: Eukaryota; Fungi; Ascomycota; Sordariomycetes; Hypocreales; Hypocreaceae
Biological process (GO): protein phosphorylation
Molecular function (GO): protein kinase activity; ATP binding
Source: RefSeq, a predicted model, not a curated record